AUGGAUUCGUUCGCGGGCAACAGGUUGACCUUCCAGGAGACUGACGAGGCUGAUACUGCUAUCACCACUUUUAUUUAUUCGGAGCAGGAUGAUGGGAUGUCGAAGCAGCCCACGGGCCGGGUGGAUGUCAUGGAUUCAUCCCCCACAGACACUACUUCAUGGCUCGAUCAGCCCCUGAUCAAAUCGCUCAGCGAUGUCUUUCUUCCAUCGGGGUAUCCGCAUAGAGUCGGAGUCGGCAACGCGGACGCCUCGCCCACCUCCGCACUCCUCCUGCACAUCCUCCAAGACUCCUCCGGCCGGGUAGCGACAAUCUUAUUCGCGCACCGGGUGGGCACAGCCCUGGAACCAGAAUGCAAGAUGUACCGACUUGCAGCCGAUGUGUUUAACGACAUCGCCAUGAUCCUAGACUGUCUGUCGCCCGGUGUACCCGCCGGAUACAUGCGUGUGACUGUUCUCAGCACGGCAGGUGUGUUGAGGGCGCUAUGUGGUGUUGCGGGUGGGAGUUCGAAGGCGAGUCUCAGUGCGCAUUUCGCCAAGUGGGGAAAUUUGGCGGAGCUUAAUGCCACUAUGCGUCGAGAGGAGAGGGAGGAUAGGCUAAUUGAUGGGUUUGUGCAGAAAGAUUCGUCGCAGGAGACGGUUAUUUCGCUGGUUGGGAUGCUGGUCGGUUCUCUAGUCGUCUCUCAUGUAACCAGACUGGGAACUACAUGGGCAGCCCUCCUCUUCCUUCUCGGAUUGCAUCUGAGCAUGAACUACGCAGCCGUGCGAGCCGUGCAGAUGACCAGCCUGAACAGACAACGAGCCAACAUCGUCUUCUCAACACUCCUCAGCUCAGACCCAGAUCUGAGCAUCGAAGCACUCCGCUCUGGUUCCAGUUCUAAGACUCAAGAAAAGAAAAAACGUGUCUCGAGGUCAUCAUCAUCGAAAGCAACCCUCGAGAAAUGGAGACUCCUCACGCCCGCCGAAGUAGCAAGUCAAGAACGCAUCUUCCCUAAAGACGGAGCCCUCGAAUGGAUCUCCUACCAGCCAGACCAACAGCAAUCGCCCAUAAAACAGAACAUAGGCAGCGCAGCCAUCGGUGUCUCCUUACCCACAUUCUUCAGGGAUACCAAUACCAGCACUACAAGCACGAAAGGGAUUGUAUCAUCAUCAUCAUUCAAAACUUCCCUCCCAAUGGCCCAACUAUCCACCCUCUUCGAAGAAGAAGCAUACCUCUUCUUUCUGCGCCCAUCAUCAUCUUCGUCUUCAUCGAAGAAAGGGAAAUGGCACGCCUCGAUCCUACUGAAGAAGGGCUGUUCAAAGCAGGAUCGGUUGAAAGCGUGGGCGCACGCAUUGCUCGCUGUCUGGGUUCUGAAUGGGAAGAAAGACGUGAGUGAUCCGACUCAAAUACUUGAUGUUGUAUCGCGCACUUUGGCGUUCAUGUCGGAGCAGUCUCGCUUUGAGCGGUAUGUAGCGGCUCUCGCUGCGGCUGGGUGGGAUUUGGAUAUCGCGGCUUUGGAGACGAGAGGUGGGAGGCGGGUUUGCUUUUAG
This is a messenger RNA of Penicillium lagena, 1527 nucleotides long. RefSeq names its product RUS1 family protein. Lineage: Eukaryota; Fungi; Ascomycota; Eurotiomycetes; Eurotiales; Aspergillaceae. The record is from RefSeq and is a predicted model, not a curated record. The transcript has 5 exons. Bases 1 to 1527 code for a protein of 508 amino acids.